Verticillium dahliae VdLs.17 is the source of this 1056-nucleotide messenger RNA. RefSeq names its product ribonuclease H2 subunit A. Gene Ontology annotation, molecular function: RNA-DNA hybrid ribonuclease activity; RNA binding. Gene Ontology annotation, biological process: DNA replication, removal of RNA primer; mismatch repair. The record is from RefSeq and is a predicted model, not a curated record. The transcript has a single exon. NCBI's taxonomy places the organism in Eukaryota, Fungi, Ascomycota, Sordariomycetes, Glomerellales, Plectosphaerellaceae. Bases 1 to 1056 code for a protein of 351 amino acids. Gene Ontology annotation, cellular component: ribonuclease H2 complex.
AUGGGCGACACACCAAUAACGGAAGACGUCGCUCUCGAAACUCCAAUCCCAGGCGUCUACAUCCCACCCUCAGUCAACAGGCCAGCGACCCUCGCAGGCGACUCCUACACAUAUUACUCGCCUCUGCCGCCGAAUCUCUCGCCAAUGCCUCAAGAUGCCGUCUCGUCUGCCGUGCCAGAGCUCGCAGCCGCCGAUUCGCCCGCCGUCUGCCUCGGAAUCGACGAAGCCGGCCGCGGCCCUGUCCUCGGCCCCAUGACCUACGCCGCCUUCUAUCUCCCCAUGCCCCUCUCCGACCCGCUCCUCCGCGAGACGCACCAUUUCGACGACUCCAAGGUCCUGACGCCCGCCGUGCGCUCCGCCCUCAUGCGCGCCCUCUGCAGCCCCUCCACCGACCUCGCCGCCUCGUGCGGCUACGCCGUCCGCUCCCUCUCGGCCCGCGACAUCGCCUCGGGCAUGCUCAGCACCGCGAACCCCUACAACCUCAACGCCCAGGCCUUUGACGCCACCGUCGAGAUCAUCAAGGGCGUCAUCGCCCGCGGCGUGCGCGUCGAGGAGAUCUACGUCGACACCGUCGGCCAGCCCGCCGCCUACCAGGCCAAGCUGCAGCGCGUCUUCCCGAGCGUCAAGAUCACCGUCGCCAAGAAGGCCGACAGCCUCUACCCCUGUGUGUCGGCCGCCUCCGUGUGCGCCAAGGUCACGAGGGACGCGGCCCUCGAGGUCAUGUACGAGGCCCACAAGGCCGCGAACGGGGGCCACGCGGGCACUGAGGACGGCGAGGGCAUGGCGUGGGGCUCCGGCUACCCUUCUGAUGCGAGGUGUGUGUCGUGGCUGAGGGGCAACAUGCAUCCCGUGUUUGGCUGGGGAUCCGAGUGUCGCUUUAGCUGGGGGACCGCCAAAGACAUGCUGGACGGCAAGGGGGGUGUCAAGGUGGACUGGCCCGUUGACGAGACCGAGGACACGAAUCGCAUGACGGAUUAUUUCGUCACGACAGAUCGCGAGCAGGACGAUGAACUGGGGACCUGGUUCGGCAAGCCAGCAGGGCUCGAGGCGUUUUGA